AUGUGUGAAGCAAAACCAAGGCCUAGAAACUCCGCCCUCGGAGUCUUCAAGGAGAUCUUCAACUGGUACCCGUCUCACUAUCCGGCUGAGGAGAGAAGGUUACUAUUCAAACUAGACCUGUCAAUCUUGGUCUUUGCUUGCCUGUGCUUUUUUGUCAAAUACCUGGAUCAGACAAAUAUCAGCAAUGCCUACGUUAGCGGUCUCAAAGAGGAGUUCUCCCUCUACGGGAAUGAACUGAAUUACUUCAAUGUUUGCUAUUUCACAGCCUAUGUUGUUUUUCAAGUACCUGGUCUGCUGUUGAUGUCCCGUCCCAAACUAGCCCGAUGGCUACUUCCUGGACUCGAGAUAUUAUGGGGUAUCUGCACCUUCGCUCAGAGUCGCGUCACCAGUGUCAACCAGAUCUAUGCGCUGCGUUUCCUAGUUGGUAUGCUGGAAGCACCUGUCUUCGCGGGAACACAUUUUAUUCUCGGUUCUUGGUAUUCGGGGCCAGAGCUCUUUAAGCGCGCCGGGACAUGGUUCAUCUGCAAUCCACUGGGUACUAUGGUCAGUGGCUAUCUCCAGGCAGCUGCCUAUACCAACCUCUCCGGUAUUAGCGGUAUGCCAGGCUGGAGAUGGCUCUUUAUCAUUGAUGGCAUCUUCACCAUUCCCGUGGCCUUGAUUGGCUUCUUCAUAUUUCCGGGUAUUCCAGACUCACCGCGACCCUUCUAUCUAACAGAAGGCGACAUAAACUUGGCCAAGGAGAGACUGCGUAGAGCGAAGGUCCGUCGACCAGGGAAGCUGAAUGCAGAUGUCUUUAAGCGCAGCUUGAAACGCUGGCAUAUUUGGGUUUUCAUUUUCUGCUAUGCGUGCAUGAUUAUUUCCUCCUAUCCUAUGGGUUAUAUGAAUCUGUGGCUCAAGGCUGAGGGUUAUUCGGUCACCCAAAUCAAUCAACUACCCACGGUCACUUAUGCAAUUACUAUCGUUGCCUCAUGGCUUGGAAGUACACUUGCAGCCAUCUACCCUGAAUGGGUGAUUUUCUCAAUUGGUUCGGUUUGCUGCUUCUUCUCGACGAUUUGUAUGAUUGUGUGGUUUAUUCCCACCGGGUUAAAAUUUGUUGCAUGGUAUCUUUUCGGCGUCUCUGGUUGCCUGAGUCCCAUCUUGUAUUCAACCGUGAAUACGAUUGUCAAGGAUGACUCUGAAGAGAGGGCAUUGAUUCUGGGCUCUAUGAUGACCUUUGGCUACUCCUUCAACAUCUGGGUCCCACUUCUGCUUUUCCCAACUGCAGGCCCUAAUGGCGCUCCCCGGUGGAAGAAGGGGUGGCCCGUGGCUUUUGUUUUCUACUUUUUGCUCUGGGCGGGCUUCGUGACCGCUGUGAUCAUCCAUCGACGUGAAAAACGAAAAGAAGCUGCACUGGCCGCCCAGGCCGCGCAGGAAAGCACGGACGAGGACGUGGAAACCAUCAUUGUUGACCGGGAUGCGCAUGCUAAAGCCGGGCCACAGGAUUAA
Molecule: messenger RNA, 1485 nt
Organism: Penicillium brasilianum
Lineage: Eukaryota; Fungi; Ascomycota; Eurotiomycetes; Eurotiales; Aspergillaceae
Source: the annotation of a GenBank genome assembly